Molecule: messenger RNA, 1270 nt
Organism: Austrofundulus limnaeus
Lineage: Eukaryota; Metazoa; Chordata; Actinopteri; Cyprinodontiformes; Rivulidae
Product: FUN14 domain-containing protein 1
Exons: 6
Coding region: 327-809 (160 amino acids)
Biological process (GO): autophagy of mitochondrion
Cellular component (GO): mitochondrial outer membrane
Source: RefSeq, a predicted model, not a curated record
UUGCCUCGUGAGCUAACACACCGUAAAGCGGCUGGGUGAAUCAGGAAAGCUGCGUUUUCGCCCAAAAGGCCAGAACAGGUAGCCCGCAGGUGCAGCCAGGGUUCAUCCGGACCAGAGCUGCUAACCGCGGCUAAGCCUGGCCUUGGUUUAGCCGAAGCGAGUGGGCUCCUCGCGUUUGACCCAGCUCCCCCCCACCACCACCACUUCCAGAGGAAACUCACAGCCGAGCACGGGCCGUUUAAAAAGCCACGAACGUGGCAAAACGUCACGGCGUGGGCGGGGCUUAGGAUUGUCAACAUCCUGAUGACAUAACUGGUUUCUCCAAAAUGGCGACGGCGGAGCAGAGAGGAGCAGGUCAGGACGACCCGGAGAGCGACGACGAGGUCUACGAGGUUGUGGACCUCACAGARUACGCACGGGGCCACCAGUGGUGGAGCCGGGUGUUUGGCAACAACUCCGGCCCGAUCGCUGAGAAGUAUUCGGUGGCGACUCAGCUCAUGAUGGGAGGGGUGACCGGAUGGUGCGCCGGCUACGUUUUCCAAAGAGUUGGGAAGAUAGCAGCGACUGCUAUUGGAGGCGGGUUCCUUCUUCUACAGAUUGCCAACCACAGCGGUUACGUUCAGGUGGACUGGAAGAAGGUGGAGAAGGACGUGAACAAAGCAAAGAAGCGCCUGAAGAAGAAAGCGAACAAAGCGGCUCCUGAAAUAAACACAUUCAUUGAGGAGGUAAAGGCCACAGACUUUAUAAAGAGAAACAUUGUCCUGUCCAGCGGGUUCGUCGGGGGCUUUUUUCUUGGAUUGGCCUCCUGAAGACACUGUGGCCAUCCUCCUCUUUCUGUGAAUCUUCUGAGUUGCUCGCCGUUGUUUACCUCUCAGCCUCGCUGAUUUAUUACUCAGUGAAGAGGCAGUUCAGUUAAAUGUGUAAACUUGAUCUGUUGUGACUUCGAUGUGACCCCUCAGUUUCAGAUCAUUUGAGAGGAAUCGCGAGCACAUCAUGAAGUGUGUUUUGUUGAUUCUGUUGCGGUUCCUAACAUGUACUGUAAAKAAGAUUGUUGUAUUUUAUUUUAUUUGCAGGACCAUUUGUGAAUGUCAGGUUGCCACAAAAACACGAGUUUMUUUUAUCCAGAGUUUAUUUAGGUUUGUUGGAUUGAUUUAAUGUUAGCAGUACAUAUUAUAGCCCAGUAUGUAUCCUGUAAGUACCAGAUACUUACAGGGUAACAAGUUACUUCAGAAUAUAACAUAGUCCCUAUGGGUACCUAGUACCAAAUAAC